Pleuronectes platessa (European plaice) is the source of this 2793-nucleotide messenger RNA. It is a transcript of the gene tfcp2l1, whose product is annotated as transcription factor CP2-like 1. The transcript is spliced from 13 exons. The coding region runs from base 1286 to 2476 and encodes 396 amino acids. The record is from RefSeq and is a predicted model, not a curated record. Lineage: Eukaryota; Metazoa; Chordata; Actinopteri; Pleuronectiformes; Pleuronectidae. Gene Ontology annotation, cellular component: nucleus. Gene Ontology annotation, biological process: regulation of transcription by RNA polymerase II. Gene Ontology annotation, molecular function: RNA polymerase II cis-regulatory region sequence-specific DNA binding; DNA-binding transcription activator activity, RNA polymerase II-specific.
AUUAGAUCUGAGUUUUGUUUUCAAUUAACCUUCUGAUUAAUUUCUCAAUUAAGUCUUUAUUUAAUAAAAAUUAAGACAUUGUUUAAUCUACAACAUUGAAUUUACUCUCAUUGACAAAGAUUAGAGAGAAACUGGAGAAUCUCAAGUCGUUUUAAGAUGAAUUUAUUAUCUUUUAAAAGUUGUUUACUAACUUCAGUCAAAAGAUAAUUUCAGCUUCUGAAUAUGUGAUAUUUAAAUAUGUUUAAUACAUCAAUUUACAUGUAAAGCAUUAAAAUAUUUUAGGUUUUAAGUGGAGUUAUGUUUUCUUUUAUCCUGACAUCACAAUAUUCUUGUGUCAGAAGUUUUCAGUCACUCAUUCAAACUUCUGAGUCUUGGAUCAUGUGACUGACAGGACGUCACCUGAUUGGACCGAGCUCUGAUCGAUUCAAAAGAGGCUUCAUUGAUUUUCCUUGGGAGUCGUAAUCUCUAAAAUAAACUAAUUGAAUAUAUAUAAAUAAAAUUUUGAAAUUUCGACAGUAUGUUUUGAUGAAUCCAUAAAUGUCACAGUUAUAAAAUGUUAUUCCUUUGGUCUUCUUUUGCUUCCAUAUACAUUCGUUGACAGAUGUGAAUAGUAAUCCAAAAAGAAGAAGACUUCCUGUCCUGGACUUUAUGAAUGAAGUGUAAACAUAAUAACAAUCACACAAUAAGUCAGAUUUCCUCCAGCUUGUUCUCUUCCAUGUCUGAUCUAGUCCUCCUCUUUGUUCCUUUGUUCUUUCCUCUUUGUUCUUCGAUCUAGAACCUUCUGAUUGUGUUUCUCUUGUUGAACAGUGAGAUGUUGAUAUUAUCUUCAUGUUUCUUUGCCCUGCUUCUCUGCUCUGAAGUAAUUUGUUAACGAGUACACACAAUGAAAGUGAGCUUGCUUUCACAUGCAACUUUUGGCCAUUGUUAUAAUAUGAUAAAAAUUGCCAUGUAACGAUUGGCACAUAUUGAUAAUGAGUUAAUUGACUUCAGUGUCCAAAGCUUAGUUUUAUAAACACACAGAAAAGUCACUGAUGGUCCUGUCGUGUCCCUCACUGGCUUUUCUUGAUAUGAUAUGAUAUUAAAGUUCCUGUCUUACAUUUGAUCAGGAUGGAGAUAUAUAUAUAUAUAUAUACGUUUCAUAAAGUGACUUUAUAGAAAGGUUCCUAAUUUGAUUCAGUUUCUAUCUCCACUUCCCCUCUUUCCUGAUUGACUGAUUUCCCAUUUUUCAAUUUUAAUCAGGUCUUUUUUAAUGUUUUAAAAUGUAGGUCAGUCCUACGAAAUCCGUAUGCUUAACAGAAAACUAGUGGAGUAUACAGAUAUAAGCAGCAAAUAUGUAAAGAGCAUCAUGCGCGUGGUGUUCCAUGACCGGCGGCUGCAGUACAUGGAGCACCAGCAGCUGGAGGGCUGGAGGUGGAACAGGCCCGGGGACCGGAUCCUGGAUCUGGAUAUCCCUCUGUCAGUGGGGAUACUGGAGCCUCGCUCUCACGCUCUGCACCUCAACACCAUCGAGUUCCUGUGGGACCCGGUGAAGAACGCCUCGGUGUUCAUCCAGGUCAACUGCAUCAGCACCGAGUUCACGCCCAGGAAGCAUGGCGGGGAGAAGGGGGUUCCCUUCCGCAUCCAGGUGGACACGUUCACCACCAACGAGCACGGGGAGUACAUGGAGCACGUCCACUCGUCCAGCUGUCAGAUCAAAGUCUUCAAGCCCAAAGGAGCCGAUCGCAAGCUGAAGACGGACAAGGAGAAGAUCGAGAAGAAGACGCUUCAGGACAGAGACAAGUACCAGGCGUCCCACGAGACCACCGUGCUGAAAGAGUGCUCCCCCUGGCCCGACGCCCUGAACCUCACCACCCACAGCAGCUGCAGCACCCCCUCACCUGUUUACCACAGCUCCCCCACCUCCUGCAGUGUGCCAGACGGCAGCUGCUCUCCAAACCAGCAGGGGGAGCUGCUCCUGUCCAGCUGCUCUGAUCACCUCCUGCCCUCGUCCUCGCCCCAGGACACUCAGGACUGGCUGCACCGCCACCGGUUCUCCUCGUUCUCCAGGCUCUUCACCAGCUUCUUAGGUGUAGAUCUUCUGAGUUUGAGCAGGGAGGACCUGAUCCAGAUAUGUGGCCCAGCAGAUGGAAUCCGCCUCUUCAACACCAUGAAGGGAAGGUGCAUCCAGCCCCGCCUCACCAUCUACGUGUGCCAGCAGCAGCAGGCCCGGAAUCAACCUCCCAUCAAGCCCGGGGGCGGAGACAUCUACCACGCUCUGUACCUGGAGGAGCUGACCCUGCUGGACCUGUGUGAGAAGGUGGCCAUGCUGUACAGCAUCACUCCCCAGCAGAUCACACACAUCUACAGGCAGAAGCCCACUGGGAUCCACAUCCUGGUCUCUGACGAGAUGGUGCAGAACUUCGGGGAGGAGACGAGCUUCGUCAUCAGCACUAUAAGAGAUGAAAACACUGACGGCUUCCAGAUUGUGUUGAAAUGACCAGCAGGGGGACGCAGGAGGAGGUUCCAUCCCAGCGAUUGUACAGAUUGUAAAUAAAUCCUUCUAGAAUAAAAGAUCAUAUAUUUACAGUAAAGUAAAAAAAAAGGCUGUGAAGCCCGUAGUUUACUGUUGAUUGUGUGUUUCUAUUCAGCUGUCUUUAAUUUCCUUGUUUUAUUUGUACAUUUGUCAAGUUACUGAUUCAUGUUUAAUAUGCUUGCAAUUCAUGGUAAAGCUUAACAUGUGCUCACAUUCCAUAAGCGUCUAUUAAUGCAAGUGAAUGACUUUCAUGAAAUAAAGCAAAGUGUCACACAUCAUCA